GCACGCGACCUUGCACCUCGUGCUCCCUGCGGCACUCGGGUUGACAGUUGCUGGUCAUCUCAGAUGCGAAAUUCAGAUUUGCGUUUGGGACUGUGAGUCACUCAAAGGGGUGAAUCAUGCCUAGGAGGGUCAGCAGAAUUGAGUCCAGAAGAAAGGAGGGAGAACAAGACGACGACUCAUGGAUUACACGCAUCUUCAAUUACAAAUGCUAUAUCACCUUCCUUACUGGCUGUUACAGUUGCCACUGGAAAUUCGUGCGAUGGGAAAAAACUAAACUUGGAUCCUGUUGCUGUACUCGGAGAGAACAAUUCUUUUGCACGGUACUGGUAAUUGCAUUUAUCAUGUCUGCGUUCAUGCUUUUCACAUGGAUAGAAACCUCCAACGAGUACUUUGGCUUUAACUGGGUUGUUUUUCUAGUAACAGGAUCCUGGUUCUUCUGGUCCAUUCUAAUGCUGAGUUUCUUUAUAAUACUGACUGCCUACACUUUAUUGCUGCUGAUACUUGGAAUUUUGUUGCUCCGGGAAAGGAUUGAGCUAUACCUGCACACGUGCCAUAAGAUCCUGAUUUUGGUAGCCAUCCUGCUGCACAUUUUAUUAAUGGUGGUUUUAUUCAAAUUCUGGAAUGAAAGGUGGCUGGUAGUUGGGCUGUCACUGAAGAUCUUUGCGCCUUAUGUGCACCUGAGCUGCAUAAUUCUGAUGGUUAUCAUUUCCUGGCCGCUGACCAUCUACGUGGCAUAUUUGGAAAGAGAAGUUAGAAUAAGAAGAUCCAGGACAUCAUAUUACCAGAAAGAAAGUCUCAAGAAAUAUAAUAUAUUCACAAGAUUAAGAGCUCUACAGUUGGCUAUUGGAUUGCCUUUUAUUCUUAUUCUCAUAUGUCUCUAUGCGAUGCCACUGGGGAUUUACUCUCCCUGCAUUCAGGAGAAGGAGGAGUUGGGGCCUAAGCCAGUCUUUUUUGCACAUAGAGGCUCACCCAUGGCGGGACCAGAGAAUACCAUGAUGGCCUUUGAGAAGUCUGUUGAAGAAGGAGCCUAUGGACUGGAGACUGACGUACAUCUAAGUGUCGAUCAAGUGCCUUUUCUCAUGCAUGACUAUGACUUGAGAAGAACAACCAAUAUCAGAGAAGUCAUGCCAGAGGCUGCCUUUAACCACCCUUCCUCCUUCACUUGGCAUAACUUGUCAAAUCUGAAUGCUGGCGAAUGGUUCGUACGUCCAGCGACCAGACCAUAUUUCAAUAUGGAUUAUCUAACAGAGGAAGAUAAAAAACGAGCAAGUAACCAGUCAAUUCCACAGCUAGCUGAUUUAUUGAAUCUUGCAAAAAAGGAAAAAAAAUUUGUGAUAUUUGAUCUUUUUGGUCCUCCACCAAAACAUCCUCUCAGAAACACGUAUGUCCGUCGGGUAGUAAGCGUGAUCCUUGCUUCUAAAAUUGAACAACAUCUGAUUUUUUGGUUGCCAGGUCAUGAUAGAGAUUAUGUCAGAUACAUGGCCCCUGGUUUUCAGCAUGUGGGCCGUUUAUUCUCUAUUGAACGCCUUACAAAAGAAAAUAUCAGUAUAAUAAAUGUUGACUACAAAAGGUUAUUCCACAAUGGAUUGAAGGAUUAUAAGGCAGCAAACAUCAAUAUAAAUUUGUACCUCGUCAAUGAGCCUUGGAUUUUCUCGCUAGCCUGGUGUUCCAGAAUUAACUCAGUGACAACAGACAACAUUCCAAUCCUGAGUCAGCUUACUCGCCCCCACUUCUUCAUGACUCCGCGGUUCUAUAUGGCCAUAUGGGUCUUGUUGGACAUUGUUUCUGCGGUUAUCAUCUCUGCCAUCUUUUAUUUUCACUGGUGGAGAGAGCUCAAAGAAGAAAAGUUGCUUGAAGCCUCCAGAACUUUCAGAGGUUCUCAAAGUUUAAGUGUCUCAGUGGAACAAAAUGAGGAUCAAGAAGCUUCACACUUAGCUAAUAAGCCUCCUAACAGAGUUGGAGAUAAACCUUGGACCCCAGGUUUACCUAUUACCAACAAGACACACCCAGGCACUUCUCAUGUUGAAGGACUCCUUGAGAAGAAACCAGGGUCUGUGAAGAUCGCUAAGAGCGCUGUUACACCAGUAGUGCGCACCUAGGACUUUAAAGAUAGACAAGUGUGCAACUGGGAGGCUGCUGGUGAAGCUGCCCCUCAAACUGCAUUCCCCAUUGUGAAGACUAAUAAAUCAACAGUACCCUUCACAGAGACCCCCUGACCCUAAAAUACACCAAAAGACACCCAUAUUAGACACCCCAAAGAAUCCAGUGUAACAGUGUAUUCUGCUACAUCCAACAUCCCAUUAUAGGAUGUCAUUCAAAAAUUAGCCACAACCCACCACUCCCUUCUUCCUCUCUGCGCCUAAGAGUAGUGAUGGUGGAGAGUGGUCCACAGGCACAUAAAAAGGGUACUGAGGCUGCCAGGAGCACCGUUCUCAUCCAGCCUUUCUAUAAAUAAUGCAUUUUAAAGGGCAAGGAGAAAACAAUGUAUUUAGUGUUGGAACUCGAGCUGGUUGUUCUCUGGGUUAAUGCUUUCAUAGUAUUUUCUGCUAAAAGAGUGACUGGGGUGAACAUCAGAAUCCAAUAAAGACAACAUUUCAGAAAGCCAGAA
Messenger RNA from Chinchilla lanigera (long-tailed chinchilla), 2608 nucleotides. It is a transcript of the gene Gdpd4, whose product is annotated as glycerophosphodiester phosphodiesterase domain containing 4. Lineage: Eukaryota; Metazoa; Chordata; Mammalia; Rodentia; Chinchillidae. Bases 117 to 2099 code for a protein of 660 amino acids. The record is from RefSeq and is a predicted model, not a curated record. Gene Ontology annotation, cellular component: membrane. Gene Ontology annotation, biological process: lipid metabolic process. The transcript is spliced from 17 exons. Gene Ontology annotation, molecular function: glycerophosphodiester phosphodiesterase activity.